Messenger RNA from Camelina sativa (false flax), 1714 nucleotides. RefSeq names its product wax ester synthase/diacylglycerol acyltransferase 2. Gene Ontology annotation, molecular function: diacylglycerol O-acyltransferase activity. Gene Ontology annotation, cellular component: plasma membrane. Gene Ontology annotation, biological process: triglyceride biosynthetic process. NCBI's taxonomy places the organism in Eukaryota, Viridiplantae, Streptophyta, Magnoliopsida, Brassicales, Brassicaceae. The record is from RefSeq and is a predicted model, not a curated record.
CUAAAAUAAGAGAUAUGGCAAUAGAAAGGCAAGUGACGGAAGGAGAGGAGGCAGUAAGUCCAUUUGCACAAUUGUUUAGCUUGCCAGGUCUCGAUGUCUUCAACAUUGUAACCUUUGGAUUCAAAACCGAAGGCAAUCCAUCAACAAUUGUUGAAGGCCUAAAGAAAACCCUGAUCAACCAUCCACGCUUCUCUAGCAUACUGGUGACUGGUCAUGGUGAGCAGAAAAGAAAAGCUAAAUGGACUCCUACGAAAGUAAAAGUAGAAGAACAUGUAAUUGUUCCCGAUAUUGAUCUCAUCAAUAAGAAUCCUGAUGAAUUUCUAGAGGACUAUACAUCAAGGAUGGCUUUUUCUCCCAUGGAUAUGUCCAGACCUUUAUGGGAGUUUCAUUUAUUGAAACUUAAAACAUCACAUGCCAAAUAUGUGAUUGUUGGUAGGUUCCAUCAUUCUUUGGGCGAUGGUAUGUCUCUUAUGUCUCUUUUACUCGCUUGUACUCGGAAGACAUGUGAUCCGGAAGCAUUGCCUACUUUUGUGGCUCCGAAGAAAAGGAAAGUGAAGAACGUUUGCUUUUCUUUGUUUGCUUGGUUAUGGUUCAUAGUAAGAGUUAUGUUCCACACUUGUGUUGAAGUUAUCAAGUCCAUGGUUUUUAUUUUUGGUGUGAGGGACACCUCGGCUCAUAUAAUAGCUACGCCAGGGGCUACACUUAGCACUAAUAAGUUUAUUCAUCAAAUCAUUAGUUUGGAUGAUGUCAAAACGGUGAAGAACGCCAUGAAUAUGACUGUAAAUGAUGUUGUUCUUGGGAUGGUACAAGCUGGUCUUUCUCAAUAUUUGAAUCAAAGAUUUGGUCAUGAAACAUCUUCAAAGUCAAGAAAAAUUCGUGGUGUUGUAUUUUUCAAUCUAAGGCCAAAUAAAAACAUUGAGGAUUUGGCAAAUAUGAUGGCAAAAGGUUCAAAGUGUAGAUGGGGGAACUCAAUAGGGUAUGUUCUAAUUCCUUUGGAGACGAAAUCAUACGAUGAUGUAUUUGAAUAUGUUCGACAAUCCAAAACUAUUAUGGAUCGUAAGAAACAUUCCCUCGAACCUCUAUUUUCUAAUGGGUUGCUCAAAUUAACAUUGAAGCUUUUUGGAUUUAAGGGACUCAGAACUUUAGUAAGGAAAUUAUUUGGAACCACAACAAUGACAUUCUCUAAUGUGGUUGGUCCAUCCGAAGAAAUUAGCUUUUUUGGCCAUCAUAUAUCUUACAUAGCAGCAAACACCAUUGGUAUUCCACAGGGACUCGUUAUUUGUAUUCAAAGCUAUGUGGACAAACUUAUAAUCAACAUCGCAGUUGAUGUAGACGUGAUUCCAGACCCUCAUCACCUAUGCGAUCUCAUCAUCGAAGCUCUCCACAUGAUGAAGUCUGCUUCUCCACAAAAGAUUUUUCAUGCUUCAGAGGUUUAAACGAAAUGCUCGGCGUGCAUAUAGCAUCUAUCCAGGAAAGAGGAAACCUAUUUACAACAUUAUUCAAUAUUUGAGCGUGUCUAGUGCGUGUCACUAUUUUUAUUAGGUUGUCUAUUUACGUUAUCAUCCUUAUCAUGAGUUUAUCAUCUUUAUAAACACUAGACUAUUAGUAUUGAUUUAGAGCACUUCUACAAUAAUUCAUCCAUAAAUGGUUGUACCAACGUGUGUUGAAUUAAUGUACCAUGGACCCGCUAUUUUUAAUAUGAAAUUUUAAUACA